GGGUGAUGCCCUCGUCCAAGCACCGCCUGAGAUGCAGCUCCAGGAGACGAGAUGCUUCGUACUGGACUUGGGUCAUGGCCCGGACAGUCUCCUCGAUCUUGUCGUGCAAGGCAUCGUUCUUGAUGAUGGCAUCGAGGGUGCACUUGACGAUCGAGUACUCGGCCUUGACUUGCUCGUUUGGGCCACAGUCAGGCAAGGUAGAGCUCCAGAGUGGCUUAUAGAAACGGCACUUUGGGGUGUUGCUUCUGGCAUGACCCUCUUGCUUGCACGUGGCACAUACAGGGACCUUGGGUGCGGGAAUCUCGACCACGAGGGCUGGGAAGGCAGUGUCGUCACUGGGCUCGUCUGGAAGGGGUGCUUGGCUGACCAUUUCAGCGACCGAGGCAGAGCCAGAGGCAGGGCUGCUGUCGACUCUGGCUGUGCACUUCUUGGUGAAGGGUCUAACAUGGUUGGUCAGGCCACAGGAGGGACACGAUUUGAUGGCGGGCUUCUUGGCCACAUGAGAGUCAUUGGGUGAUCCUGGGUCGGGAUCGGGGGGUGUCUUUCUCUUGGGAGCCAUCUGGCGAGAAAAUAGCAG
Messenger RNA from Polychytrium aggregatum, 577 nucleotides. RefSeq lists its product as uncharacterized. NCBI's taxonomy places the organism in Eukaryota, Fungi, Chytridiomycota, Chytridiomycetes, Polychytriales. The record is from RefSeq and is a predicted model, not a curated record. The coding region runs from base 32 to 517 and encodes 161 amino acids. The transcript has a single exon.